Messenger RNA from Lottia gigantea (owl limpet), 2103 nucleotides. RefSeq lists its product as hypothetical. Gene Ontology annotation, molecular function: ATP binding; G-quadruplex RNA binding; DNA helicase activity. NCBI's taxonomy places the organism in Eukaryota, Metazoa, Mollusca, Gastropoda, Lottiidae. Gene Ontology annotation, cellular component: nucleus; intracellular anatomical structure; cytoplasm. The record is from RefSeq and is a predicted model, not a curated record. The coding region runs from base 1 to 2103 and encodes 700 amino acids. The transcript is spliced from 2 exons.
AUGUCAGGCUACAGACAUCAUAGAGGUCAAGGGUACAGAGGCCGUGGUGGAAGAGGUCGUUACUAUGGAGAUGGUGGUAGAAGAGAUAAUGAUGACGGGAGAGGUUAUAAUAAUGGCAGAGAUCAUUCUCCUGGUGAUAGAUAUGAAGACAGUGGGGACUCAUUUCGUGGGAAAAGUGGGCGUGGUAGAGGUGGAAGACCCCCACCAGGAUUAAAAGGAAGGGAAAUAGGAAUGUGGUAUGCAAGAAAAAGUCAAGCUGCAAAGGACAAAAGAGAGAAACUUGAUAGACCAGUUGUCCAUGUGAAUGCUCAGGAGCAGAGGAAAAUUCGAGCUGCUCUAAAUGAUCUGGAUGAUGAACCGUCAGAUCAAAGUCAUCAAACUGGUGGAAUGAAUCAGCAAGCUACAAGUUAUGGUCGUGAUUGGUUUGAUGAAGAUCCUCAUCAAGCAUCGGCCUCAAAUUUUACUUCAUCAUCAUCUUCUGACCCGAGAUCUGAUCCAACACAUAUCAGAUUUGAAGAUGAAAAUGACUCAGAUGAAGAGUUGGAAAUUUCUGGAUUCAAGGAAUAUUUGGAAGUUUCUAAGCUUGAAUCUGAAGACUACAUUGACUUGACUAAAUGUGACGUAAGUGAUUGCUCUCAACCUGAGGAAGAUUACAGAUCUUCCAAACUUGAUCAAAUUUAUAAACAAGAUCUUGAUGAUAAGAUGACAAACGAAAAAUAUAUUUCAAUGUUGAAUUUCCGCAAGAAGCUUCCCGCAUAUCAAAUGAAGGAUGAAAUUAUUCAGACAAUUUCAACCAAUCAGGUUGUAGUCAUCAGUGGUGAAACUGGAUGCGGAAAAACAACCCAAGUUCCACAAUUUGUUCUGGAUAAUGCGAUAGCUCAGGGGCGUGGUUCACAAUGCCAUGUUAUCUGUACACAGCCCCGAAGAAUUAGUGCGAUAUCUGUAUCCCAACGAGUGGCUCAGGAACGAGUUGUCAAAUGUGGAGAUGGUGAUGAGGUCGGCUUUAUGAUUCGACUUGAAAAGAAACUACCUAGACCUCGUGGAUCACUCUUAUUUUGCACUACUGGUUGUGUUUUGAAAUUUCUAGAAUCAGAUCCAAUGCUUAAUCGAGCUACACAUAUAAUCAUUGAUGAAAUUCAUGAACGUGAUUUACAGUCUGACUUUCUCAUGAUUAUUUUGAAAGAUAUUUUACCUCACAGACCAGAUUUGAAAGUUGUUCUCAUGAGUGCUACACUCAAUGCUGAGUUAUUUUCCCAAUAUUUUAAUGGAUCCCCAAUGCUGCACAUCCCUGGAUUUACAUAUCCUGUUGAGGAGUUUUAUUUGGAGGAUGUAAUGGAGAUGAUUCAAUACCAAGCUGAGAAUAAACCUAAUUAUUUCAAGCCCACAAGAUUUCGGCGAAAAGGUCAGGAGGCAGAAAAUGAGUACAGGAGAGAGAUUGAACGAGAGGAAUGGCUUCAGAGUUUACGAGGAAAAUAUUCCAACAGAACAAUUUCUAGUUUGAAACUUGUAGAUGAUAAAAAGGACAUGAAGGGACAGCUAGCCACCUUGCUUCAAGAAGUAGGAUUCACAAGCAGUAGCAAUCCAAAACAUCGUGAAGCCAAUAUGAACUCCGAUAAUUUGAGUCUUGUGAAAGCCAUUAUUUGUGCUGGUCUGUAUCCGAAUGUGGCAAUGAUUGGAAAAAUACCCAAAUCUAAAUUCAAGACUGUUAAACUGAACCUCAAGCAUGGUCAAAAGGCAGCCAUGCAUCCAUCGUCAGUGAAUGCUUAUUCCCAAUUCUUUGAUGAGAAAUGGGUCAUUUUCCACAAAAAGAUGAGAACCUCAGACAUCUAUAUAUACGAUUGUACCACGAUCUCCCCCUACCCAUUAUUACUGUUUGGUGGAGAGAUCAACCUGCUCCAGGAUGCUGGUGAUUGUGUAUCAGUGGAUGGUUGGAUUAUAUUUAAGGCUAAACCAGAUGUUGCCAACCUGGUGAAGGACCUGAGAGUUCGACUGGAUAAAGUCCUUGAACAAAAAAUCACAAAACCAGGACCCACUGAUUGGACGCAUGGUAGUAAGGAAGGGUCCUUGAUGAAGCUGAUUAUUGAUCUUAUGUCCCAGAAGUAG